Elaeis guineensis (African oil palm) is the source of this 439-nucleotide messenger RNA. NCBI's taxonomy places the organism in Eukaryota, Viridiplantae, Streptophyta, Magnoliopsida, Arecales, Arecaceae. The record is from RefSeq and is a predicted model, not a curated record.
GUUUAUCCCUAAUCCCUUAACUUCCAAGUGCGUUUGGUUGAGAAAAGAGGCAGACAAAUUAAUCAAAGAGCUGAUCAAGAGCCGCUAUUCGAGCAAGGAUGAGCAGGAAAAUGACUUUCUUGGGUUUUUACUCUCGUCAACCCUGACUCAAAAGCAGAUUGAGGAUGAAUGCAGAGUCUUCUCUACUGCUGGUUAUGAGACCAUAUCCAUUGCGUUGUCCUGGGCUUUCAUACUCUUGGGUACACAUACUGAAUGGCAAGACAAAGCACGAGAGGAAAUUGAUGAAGUGCUCAAAGGGAAUCAACCCUCUUUUGAAAUUCUAGGUCAACUUAAAAUACUCAACAUGAUAGUCAACGAAACGCUCCGGAUGUAUCCACCAGCGCCCAUCGUAGCCAGACAAGCAGAGGAAGAUAUCAGACUUGAAGGUGUGGAUAUCCCA